Molecule: messenger RNA, 2716 nt
Organism: Vombatus ursinus (common wombat)
Lineage: Eukaryota; Metazoa; Chordata; Mammalia; Diprotodontia; Vombatidae
Gene: NOM1
Product: nucleolar protein with MIF4G domain 1
Exons: 10
Coding region: 27-2411 (794 amino acids)
Biological process (GO): ribosomal small subunit biogenesis
Cellular component (GO): nucleolus
Molecular function (GO): RNA binding; protein binding
Source: RefSeq, a predicted model, not a curated record
CCGGCCCGGGCCGCCACGGCGGCGCGAUGAAGCGGCUGCGGCUGGCGGUGCAGGAGUUCGUACACGCGGCCGCAGGAGACAAGACCCCCGGCGGCGCGGAGGGUACGGGCCACGGCAGCAGACCACGGGCGGCCCCGCGUCCCGGCGGGAAGAAGCGCCGCCAGGAGCUGAGGAAGGAGAAGAGGCACCUGAGGAAAGCCCGCCGGCUGCAGCGGACCGGGGGGCAGGGCGGGGGCCCGGGAGCCGCCGGGGAGAACCAGAAGCAGGCGGCUCCGACUUCGGCUCCGGCCUCGGCCCCCGGAAAGCCGCAGAAGCCAAAGCAGCAGCAGCAGAGGCCGCAGCAGCCGCCGGCCGAGAACAGGCCCCUCCGCGGGCCCCCUCAGGCCCAGGCCCGGGGACCCGGUGCCGCCGCCGUAGCGGCUCGGAAACGGGCGCUUCUGGCGGCCAACGAGGAAGAGGACCGCGAGAUCCGCAAGUUGGAGCGCCGCCUGGGGCUGAGCAAGCGCCGCCAGAAGAAGAAGGGCGACGGCGGCUGCGCCACCGCGGCUUUGCCGUCCAGCUUUGUCCGCGACGGCCUGGACUACAUCCUCGGGGCGCUGGAGGCCGGCGGCGGUUCCGCCUUGUACGGGGAGGAGGACGCCGAGGACGGGGAGGGGGCGCCGGCGCCCCGAGGGGGCGGCCUGGACGGGAACGGUGACGAGGGCGACUCGGGAGCAGACAGUGACGAGGACGACGAGGACGGGGAGGAGGAGGCAAUAAUGGAAGAGGGUCUCCAAGAAGGAGAAGAGGACGAGGAAGACGAGGAGGAACAAGACAGCGCAGACACGCAGGUAGAGGCCGAGAAGGAAAAGAGAAAGGGCAGGAAGAGGGUGCGUUUUGCAGAUGAGGAUAGCGAAGAUGCCUCUUCUGAGGAUGAGAGCACCACCAAGGAGGUUCUUUGUAAAAGUGCAAAGUAUAUCCCACCUCAUGUGAGAAGAUCUGAGGAAACAGUGGAUGCCAAAAAGAAGGAAGAACUAGAAAGGUUAAAGAAAAAUGUGAAAGGUCUAAUUAACAGGUUGAGUGAACCUAACAUGGCUUCUAUAAGUGGACAACUGGAAGAGCUAUACAUGGCAAACAGUAGAAAGGAUAUGAAUGAUACUUUGACAGAUGUUCUUAUGAAUGCUUGUGUAACUGAAGCUGUGUUGCCUGCCAGACUGAUGAUGGAACAUGUCCUUUUGGUUAGCAUUCUUCACCACACCGUAGGAAUUGAGGUUGGUGCUCACUUUUUGGAAGCUGUGGUGAAGAAAUUUGAUGAAAUACAUAAAACUGGUAGUGAGGGAAAAGAGUGUGACAACCUUUUUGCCAUAAUUGCCCAUCUAUAUAACUUCCAUGUGGUACAAUCUCUACUCAUCUUUGACAUUCUAAAAAGACUUAUUGGAACUUUCACAGAAAAGGACAUUGAAUUGAUUCUCCUAAUGCUGAAAAAUGUAGGUUUUUCCUUGAGAAAAGAUGAUGCUUUGUCCCUGAAGGACCUGAUCACUGAAGCCCAGACUAAAGCCGGUGGAGUAGGCAAGAAGUUCCAAGAUCAAACUAGGAUUCGAAACAGUGGUUCUGGUAAAGAAACUCAACUUCGAGUCUCCUGGGAAAGCCUUUUGAAUGCAGAGCAGAUUGGCAGGUGGUGGAUUGUGGGAUCAUCAUGGAGUGGAGCCCCAAUGAUCGACAGCAACAGUCAUAGCCAGCAGAAACAACUUAAAGGAACGGUUAGUUCAAAGAUACUAGAGCUUGCCCGAAAGCAGAGAAUGAACACUGAUAUCAGAAGAAAUAUUUUCUGUACAUUGAUGAUUAGUGAAGACUUUUUGGAUGCUUUUGAAAAGCUUCUGAAACUUGGACUCAAGGAUCAGCAAGAAAGAGAGAUAGUUCAUGUCCUCAUAGAUUGCUGCCUACAAGAGAAAACAUAUAAUCCUUUUUAUGCAUAUUUGGCUAGCAAAUUUUGUGAAUAUGAAAGGAGAUUUCAGAUGACAUUCCAGUUCAGCAUAUGGGACAAAUUUCGGGAUUUAGAAAAUUUGUCAGCUACUACAUUUUCUAAUUUUGUGCAGUUGGUGGCCCACUUGCUGAAGAAAAAGUCACUUCCACUUUCUAUCUUUAAGGUAAUUGAAUUCAGUGAACUGAACAAACCCAGAGUCCACUUUUUACGGAAAAUAUUACAUAUGCUAUUAAUGGAAACAGAAGUUGAAGAACUUGCCACAAUUUUUGGCAGAGUGUCUGACAACCCAAAGCUGGGAAUGUUGCGGGAAGGUUUGAAGCUUUUUAUUAGCCAUUUCUUACUGAGGAAUGCACAGGCCCUCCAGAGUGCUGAAGAAGCCAAUGCACUUAAAGAAAGAGCCGAUCUUGCAACAAAAUCUUUGCAAGGAAAAUCAUCCUUAAAAAUGUAGUGUUGUGGGAAAGGGUCAUGAUUGGACUGAGUUGGUAAAACCAGAAAAUUUCUAGGCUGACAGAGCCAAUAUUUCUAGACAUGAGAAUAAGACUUUACAAGAAUCUAUUUGUUUUUAUGUGUCUUUGUUGUAUGUGUAUAAAGUAUAUUGGGUAUAAUUUAUACAAUUUUUAUAUUGAAAAUGGUUUUCUAUCGCUGAAUGUAAUGAGACCUUGAUAGAAAUUAAGAGUAGACCACUAGAUGGUGCAAUAAUCAUGAAAAAAAUUCAAUGUCAUUAGUGACUGAAUGUUUUUUAUAAAAAAGAAU